Molecule: messenger RNA, 2035 nt
Organism: Ictidomys tridecemlineatus (thirteen-lined ground squirrel)
Lineage: Eukaryota; Metazoa; Chordata; Mammalia; Rodentia; Sciuridae
Gene: Osr2
Product: odd-skipped related transciption factor 2
Biological process (GO): embryo development; regulation of transcription by RNA polymerase II; urogenital system development
Cellular component (GO): nucleus
Molecular function (GO): DNA-binding transcription factor activity, RNA polymerase II-specific; RNA polymerase II transcription regulatory region sequence-specific DNA binding
Source: RefSeq, a predicted model, not a curated record
AGCCUGGGGAGGGACGCGGGCGGGGACGGAGCUCCGCGCGCUCGCUGCUGGACGGUGAUGGCCCUGCGAGGCUGCGGGCUCCGACUUCACCCGGAGUCGGCGGCGAGAGGCUCGCGGAGGCGCGUGGCUCUGGGUGAACGCUGAGCGUCUGCCCCAGUACUCCCAGUCUUUACACGUUCCGCGUCCACACACUGACGAAAACAAGGAUCCGCUCUCGCUUUCGCUCCUCGCGAAGCUCCAGAUCAUGUCGGCUGCCUCGGGGACUCUGCACCGAAGAAGUUUGCCCGGCGUGGACCCAAUGACCUUUCCAAGCUGUGCGCCUAGUUGCCUGGACGUGGUCUGAGCAGCGCUGCCCAGGCAGACCUUUCUGCCAGAGGGCUUUCUCCGCGAGCUCUGGUUUCCCUGCGUUUUCCCCGAGCCCCACGCCCACCCAUCUCUGAGUCCUGGAAGAAAGGGGCGGCUCCCUCCGCCCCCCAGCAUCCAGGAAAAUGGGGAGCAAGGCCCUGCCGGCGCCCAUCCCGCUCCACCCAUCGCUGCAGCUCACCAAUUACUCCUUCCUGCAGGCCGUGAACACCUUCCCUGCCGCGGUGGACCACCUGCAGGGCCUGUAUGGUCUCAGCGCUGUGCAAACCAUGCACAUGAACCACUGGACCCUGGGGUACCCCAACGUUCAUGAGAUCACCCGCUCAACCAUCACCGAGAUGGCGGCGGCGCAGGGUCUGGUGGAUGCUCGCUUCCCCUUCCCGGCUCUGCCCUUUACCACUCACCUAUUCCACCCCAAGCAGGGGGCCAUUGCCCACGUCCUCCCAGCCCUGCACAAGGACCGGCCGCGUUUUGACUUUGCCAACUUGGCUGUGGCCGCCACACAGGAGGAUCCCCCUAAAAUAGGAGAUCUAACCAAGCUGAGCCCGGGGCUGGGUAGCCCUAUCUCGGGCCUCAGUAAAUUGACUCCGGACAGAAAGCCCUCUCGAGGGAGGUUGCCCUCCAAAACGAAAAAAGAGUUUAUCUGCAAGUUUUGUGGCAGACACUUUACCAAAUCCUACAAUUUGCUCAUCCACGAGAGGACCCACACGGAUGAGAGGCCAUACACGUGUGACAUCUGCCACAAGGCCUUCCGGAGGCAAGAUCACCUGCGGGAUCAUAGGUAUAUCCAUUCCAAAGAAAAGCCCUUCAAAUGUCAGGAGUGUGGGAAAGGAUUUUGUCAGUCUAGAACUCUAGCAGUUCACAAAACCUUACAUAUGCAGGAAUCUCCACACAAAUGUCCCACAUGUGGAAGAACCUUUAAUCAGAGAAGUAAUCUGAAAACUCACCUUCUCACCCAUACAGACAUCAAGCCCUACAGCUGCGAGCAGUGCGGCAAAGUGUUCAGGCGAAACUGUGAUCUGCGGCGGCACAGCCUGACUCACACCCCGCGGCAGGACUUCUAGAGAAGCCCAGGAUCUGUCCCGUGCCGCCGCUGCUCCCAUCCCCAGACACCUCUCCACGCCUCCCACCCGAGGGUCCCACCCCCAACCCUUCACUGACCCCAGCUCUUCCCUUGCCGCAGCCGCACCUGCAGCUCCAGGGAGUUAACUGUGCUUCGGGAGGACUGAGAACUAUAGAAAGCCACACACUACACCCUUUCACAAAGAGCAUACGCUAGUUUCUUGUAGAUAUUCACAGCUCAUUUUAGAGCUCUGUACAUAAUGUCGUGGGUCUUUGUUUUGUUGUUUUGUUUGUUUUUGUAUCUUGUUGGAUGAACUUAGAUGUGGAAAAUGGAGGCCAAAAUUAUCUUUAAAGACUUUGUAUUUUCAAAAUAAAAAAUUUUCUUGUUUGUUUCAACACUCCUGCGAAAGUGUCCUGGUAUUCAACUUGUUUUUCCUCUAGAUUACAUUGUAAUAUGGAAAGGUAUUCUUUAUUCCCAGGUUUUAAAACUAGGGCUUCUCACAAUUUUCUUACUGAAACUUCAGCCCUUCUCUUUUUGUACAGUGACAUUUUAAAAUUGGACAAUUGUGUUCUCUUUGUUUUUCAAAAAUAUUAAAAUGGAUAUCUCUGA